Nymphaea colorata (pocket water lily) is the source of this 1335-nucleotide messenger RNA. Its product is annotated as protein FAR1-RELATED SEQUENCE 6-like. Bases 126 to 1154 code for a protein of 342 amino acids. Gene Ontology annotation, biological process: response to hydrogen peroxide; response to salt stress; response to heat. The transcript is spliced from 2 exons. NCBI's taxonomy places the organism in Eukaryota, Viridiplantae, Streptophyta, Magnoliopsida, Nymphaeales, Nymphaeaceae. The record is from RefSeq and is a predicted model, not a curated record.
GGAGAGUGGAGACGCGAGUGACGAACCACAAGCUGUGAAGAUUGACCAUCAAAGUCUAAACAGGGAAGAAUCAGGUGCUAUCCGAGUAUUACAAACAAAAGUACGGGGACGUUAAUGAAAGAUUGAUGGUUGCGACUUGCGAAGAGGUGAAAAGGGAAGACCAAGAAGUCUCUGCAUCUCUCGCUGUCUCUGAUUCUCUCUCUGUAGGUUGUAUCUGCAACUCAGGGAUGGAGGAGAACUGCUCCACCGGAAAGUCCAUAGGAGCUUGUAACGAAAGUGAACCUGGUAAAAGUACAGUUCGUCAUGGUGAUGCAGUGGACACCAGUAUAACGCCUGAAGUGGGAAUGCAGUUUGAAACACAUGAAGCUGCAAGACUGUUUUACGAUCAAUAUGCUAGACAUAAAGGGUUCUCUACCAAAAUAAAACGCUCGUGGAAGAGGGGACGUAGUGAUGAGUUGUCUGCAAUAUUGUAUUCAUGUUCUAAAGCCGGUAGUAAACAUGAGAACAAGAACACUCAAUUUGAAAGAGGGACUUCAUUGACAGAUUGCAAAGCAGAAAUGAGAGUUAAGAGAAUGGACACCAUGAAGUGGAAAGUGACCGAAGUUGUACUUGAUCACAAUCACGAGCUCGUCCCUUCAAGCGUAGAUCUAUAUAGACCCAACCGGUGCAUAAGCUCUGGAGUCAGGAGGAAGUUAAAAAAGAGGCUUGUUUGUCAACCUCUGUCCACCCAGAAUCACAUGAACAACAUCCCCAGUGAGAUGAAUAAACUUUUGGAUAUUCAACCUAUUUCCUAUUUACGAGAGGCAGAGGGCACGGUGUGCACACCUGCUGAUAUCAAGGAGUUACCUGGUUCGUACAUCUACAUCAUUGACAUGCCUGGACUUAAAUCAGAUGACAUCAAGGUGCAGGUUGAGGAUAACAAUAUUCUCAGUGUAUGUGGGGAGAGGAAGAAGAACGAGAGGGAGGAUCCAGAAGCCAAAUUUAUUAGAAUCGAGCGGGUGGGGAAGUUCAUGAGGAGAUUCACACUUCCUGCCAAUGCUAAUGUCGAUUCCAUCUCAGCCGUUUGUAGAGAUGCUGUAGUCACUAUAACAGUAGCCAAAAUUCCUCCUCCUGAACCUAAAAGACCUAAGGUCAUAGAGGUUAAGGUUGGCUGAAAUUUUUCAGUUGUACUGUCUUGUUGUAGGGGUUCUAUUUUUUGUGUCUCAACACUUCUUUUUUUCUUUUUCUUUUUUUUUCUUUCUCCUGGUCCUUAAUGUUCUUCUCCUUCUUUGUAAUGAAAUUUUUAAGAAAUGUAAGCUUUCUCCAUUACAUCUGAAUCUUGAUUAUUAUUCUUGA